Leptosia nina is the source of this 546-nucleotide messenger RNA. The record is from the annotation of a GenBank genome assembly. NCBI's taxonomy places the organism in Eukaryota, Metazoa, Arthropoda, Insecta, Lepidoptera, Pieridae.
AUGUUAAAAGUGUGUUGGGAUUGUCUUUUUGGGAAUGGGCAACAGACUGAAGUUGUGAAUGGCACAGCAUUAAAUGGGCACACAGUAGGAUCUAUUGCGCAAAGAGAAAACGAGAUGGCUUACAAAAUCCCUAGGCCACUUCAAAAUGAGGACGUUAUUGAAGUUAAAGGGCUUAUGAGAUCCAAUCCAGAGAGGAUUUGUAUAGCCCUAAUGACAGGACAGUAUAAUAUAGAUUAUAAUAAUGUUGCCUGUGAAGUAGAGGCAAGAUUUAUAGAUGGUGACAAUAUGGUAUUAAGAACAAUAGUCAAUGGUCAAAUGGAUGAACAAGUACUUGAACGAGAAAGGCCAUCGGACUUAUUGCCAGUAGCUGAAUUCACAUUUGCAUUCAAACUAGUACAAGACUAUAACUCGGAUAGAAUAGAAAUAGCCAUCGGCCAAAGCCAUUUGGCUGAAGUCGACCUUAAACACAGUUUCCAGGAUAUUUCAUAUGUGACAUUGAGUCAUGAUAUACUAAAAGUAAACGAGCUUAUCUUUAAAUUUAAUUAG